Molecule: messenger RNA, 1470 nt
Organism: Vicia villosa (hairy vetch)
Lineage: Eukaryota; Viridiplantae; Streptophyta; Magnoliopsida; Fabales; Fabaceae
Exons: 1
Coding region: 1-1470 (489 amino acids)
Source: RefSeq, a predicted model, not a curated record
AUGGACAAGGAAUGGACAAAGUUAAACCCCGCGACUAAAGAGUAUCAAAGUGGUCUUGAUUUUUUUCUAGAUUAUGCAUACACCAAAGGAAAACCCCGCGGGAAAGAGAUUUCGUGUCCUUGUGCUAAAUGUUACAAUAGCAAAUGGUUUACGAGGAAUGAAGUAAGAAAUCAUCUAACUGCAUUUGGAUUUCAAAAGGGAUAUGAUAUUUGGGUUCAACAUGGGGAGAAGAAACCGAAACCUAGUGAUCUUAAUGAUAAUAAUAUGAAUCAUAAAGAGGAUAAAAUUGAUGAUAUUGAUGGCCUAUUGCAUGAAAGAUUUAGAGAUGUUGUACAAGAAGAAAAUGAAGUGAAUGUAGGCCUCAACGAAGAUGCAAAAAAGUUCUACAAUCUAGUCGAAGAAGCCAAACAAGAUUUGUAUCCAGGUUGCAAAAACUUCUCUAAAUUGCCGUUCACCAUUCGUCUUUAUUUAUUGAAAUGCCUUUAUGGUUGGAGCAACGUAUCAUUCAAUGCUCUCUUAGAGUUGUUGAGAGAAGCUAUGCCUUCAUUGAACAUCCCUGAUUCGUUCAACAAAACUAAAGGCAUGAUAAGGGACUUAGGGUUGGAUUAUAAGAAGAUCGAUGCGUGCCCUAAUGAUUGCAUGCUAUAUUGGAAAGAUCAAGAGAAUGAUACUUCUUGUCGUGUUUGUGGUGCUCCACGGUGGAAUGAAGAUGUAAAAGGAAAUGAUGAAGUUGAAAAAAAUCAUAAGUCUCAUAAAGUUCCUUUGAAAGUUUUGAGACACUUUCCUUUGAUUCCUAGACUUCAACGGCUGUUUAUGUGUUCAAAGACGGAUAACUCAUUAAGAUGGCAUGAUGAAGAGCGUUCUAAAGAUGGGAAGUUGAGGCACCCUGCAGAUGGAGAAGCAUGGAAAGAAUUUGAUAAAUGUCAUUCUGAAUUUGCUGAUGAGUCGCGUAAUAUAAGACUUGGAUUGGCUAGCGACGGAUUUAAUCCAUUUCGAACCAUGAAUUUGUCUUAUAGUACUUGGCCUGUGGUAUUAAUACCAUAUAACUUUCCACCUUGGUGGUGCAUGAAACCUGAAUAUUCUAUGUUGUCUUUAUUAAUCCCUGGACCAUUUUCACCAGGGAAUAACAUUGAUGUGUACCUUCAACCAUUGAUAGAAGAGUUGAAAGUGUUAUGGGAUUUGGGUGUAGAAACAUAUGAUGCAUCACUAAUUCAAACUUUCCAAAUGCGGGCAGCUCUCUUGUGGACUAUUAGUGACUUUCCUGGGUAUGCUAUGUUGAGUGGGUGGAGUACAAAAGGGAAACUAGCAUGUCCUUGUUGUAAUUAUGACACUAAUUCUACAUAUUUGAAAUAUAGUAAAAAGGUGUGUUAUAUGGAUCAUCGUGUGUUUUUGCCCGAGGAUCAUAAAUAUAGGUCAAAUUCUAGGAAUUUCAAUGGUAGCAUAGAAGAUAGGCCACCACCAGAGUUGUAA